CCAGGACGGAAGUCACCAAAGCACCCCCCCUUUAAAAAAAAAAAAAAACAAUGAGCAUUUCUCAGAUUUGAGUCACUCCCUUUGCCUGCCCAUAUAGCACAGUGGUAAGGACGGUAUCUCCAGCCUGAGGUUGAUAUAGUAGUUACUUGCAUGAAACACACAGCAGCACCAUUAGGAAAGGAACAGAUACUAACAUUAGAGCAGAAUUCCACGUGACCAAAGGCUAGCUAGACAAAAAAAACUAGUGACCCCUCUGCAUCAAUGGCAGACAAGGAGCAAAUCAAGCAGACUGCAGCAAUGGUGCUGGGCUGCUUGGAGAAAGUGUCCUCCUUUGCCUCCACCAUCAACCCUCUGUUUGGCAUCGUUACCUCACUGAUUGGUGUAGUGAGGGAAGGCCUAGUGGAAGAUGGAGCCAGUGAGCUGGACAAGAACUUCCAGCAGAUUCAUGACAAGUUGGAGAGCAUCUCUGUGCAGAACAAGCAGCUGCUGGACCAGAUCCAAAUUACUGAGAUCAACAAAAACUAUGGUGACUUGGAAAAGAACAUCAAGUAUCAAUACCAAGCCUUCAAGACCAUGGUGGACAGAAUCAGGAAGGACCCAGAAAAAGACAAGCGUUACAGAGAGGAUUUCAAGAAAAUCUAUAGAAAGCAAAAGGGCCGUCUGAAUUUGAAUGUGUUCUAUCAAGCCGUCAUGGAAGACCAGGGUCCUUUUGGGAGGCCACUACUGAAAUUUUAUCUAGAGAAAAGCAACAAGAACAGGAAGAUCAUGGAGGCUAGAUGCGCUCAUCUGGCCAACCUUUUCCACAUCGGCCUCAUGGCACUGAUGGCCUACUAUGUGGUCACUGAGGAUGAUGAGGAUGAGUUCAGGGAAGAAUGGGGCCAAAAGGUCAUCAACAUUCAGACCAAGAUGCAAGAAGUCCUGGAUGAGUGUAACUCCCACCAAAGGCUAGCUAGACAAAAAACUAGUGACCCCUCUGCAUCAAUGGCAAACAAGGAGCAAAUCAAGCAGACUGCAGCAAUGGUGCUGGGCGGCUUGGAGAAAGUGUCCUCCUUUGCCUCCUCCUUCAACCCUCUGUUUGGCAUCGUUACCACAUUGGUUGGUUUAAUGAGGAAAGGCCUAGUGGAAGGUGAAGCCAGUGAGCUGGACAAGGACUUCCAGCAGAUUCAUGACAAGUUGGAGAGCAUUGCUAAGCAGAACAAGCAGCUGCUGGACCAGAUGCAAAUUACUGAGAUCAACAAAAACUAUGGUGACUAUGAACAGAACAUCAAGCACCAAUACCAAGCUUUCAAGACCAUGGUGGACCAAAUCAGGAAUGACCCAGAACAAGACGAGCAUUUCAAAAAGGAUUUCAAGAAAACCUAUGAAAUACAAAAGGGCCGCCUGAAUUUGAAUGUGUUCUAUGAAGCCGUCAUUGAAGAGCAUGGUCCUUUUGGGAGACCACUACUGAGAUAUUAUCUAGAGAAAUGCAACAGGAACAGGAAGAUCAUGGAGGCUAGAUGCGCUCAUCUGAUCUACCUCUUCCACAUCGGCCUCAUCGCACUGAUGGCUUACUAUAUAGUCACUAAGGAUGAUCAGGAUGCGUUCACAAAUGAAUGGAAGCAAAGGAUCCUCGACAUUCAGACCAAGAUGCAAGAAGUCCUGGAUGAGUGUAGUGAGCCUAAUUAAUUGAAUGCCUUAUUAUUCCUAAUUAACUGAAUGCUUCAUUAUGCCUAAUUAACUUAAAGAUUGUUAAACCACAGCGGUCUUGUGCUGCAUUAUAAUGUAGACAAUGAUAAACAAAUAAAUGUUAUUUAUAUCAUGAGCAAUGAGAACAUUGUUUUUUUUUCCGCUUCCUGUAUUGUUUUUAUGCCUUUUUAUUGGAUUAGCACUUAAAAAUCCUAUCUUUGAUUCAAUUGAAACAGUUAUGCAACAUUUUAUAUGACUUUAUAAAUCUAAAAUUGUUGCUGAAUGUAUAGUAGAGCUGUAUAUUGCAAAUCAUCAAAAUUAAUUUGGGAACCAUGUAUUUUGAAACAGGGACCAUACUGUUUCAUUGUUUUAUUGACUAUUAGCUUGCUAUACACACACACACACACACACACACACACACACACACACACACACACACACACACAGUACAGUACUGUGCAAAAGUCUUAGGCACCCUAUUUCCUUUAGUACAAACUUUGUUAUGGAUUUUUAUUUUAUGACUUUCUACAUUAUCGAGUCAGUACAGAAACAUUUAAACAUUUUAGAUAUCCAAACAUUAGUUUUCCAGCACAAAAUGAAAUGUCACAGAAAAAAUGUUUGUAUGUCAGUAAAGAAAGCAGAAUAUUAAGUGGUAAGACACACCUUUCAAACAAAAAACACAAUGAAGGCUGCUGGUAUUUGCUGCAAAAAAAAGAAGCAAGUGUGACAGUCAAAGUCUCCAGAAGAACCGUGGCUGGUUCUGCAAGAUGCUCGAUAAAACUUACUUUACUCAUUUCCUUAUGACAAUGAGUCUACUGUUGCUGUUUUGUUUGUUUGUUUGUUUGUUUUUUCAAAGCAAAGGGUCGUCACACCAAAUAUUGCCUUUGUUUCAUUCAUAAUUGUUUACUGCUCUUUAUAGUUUGUUUGUUUGUUUGUUUGUUAGAGAGAGAGAGAGAGCGCGAGCGAGCGUCAUAUUAUCAUCAAGUCCCAGGAUAUCUUUUUAAGGACAUAGCUCACUCCAAAAUGUUCAGGUACGCUAACCACAGGGUAAUAUGCAAAUUAGCAUGUUUUGCAGCAGUAGAAUAGUGACAUCUGUAGGUCUUACCAUUUAUUACAUUAUUACGUUAAACCUGGAAUCACUUUUGUGUAGAACAGAGGUUCUCAACCUUUUGUAACUGGAGACCCCCCAAGCCUCCCUUAUCACGUGGCACGCUCCAUACACACACACACACACACACACACACACACACACACAGCCUACCUAAUCUAUAAUCUGUUUUUGAUAGAUAAACUUUUUUUAAUGACUUUUUAUAACUUUAAUGUUUUUUUUUUUUUUUUACAACUAGGUUGUCAUAACAUGGACUAUUUUAAAUAUAAAACAUGUUGCAUUCCAUUCGUCUCGUAUUCUAAAAACAUUCAUAUAAGAAUGAUGUAAAUUGGAACGAAGGGCGCGUCUCGUUAUCCAUGACACUGUUAAUUCUCCGGCUCUCGGCCCCUCACUGAACAGAGCAGACGCAGAGAGAGGGGAGAGUGCAGCGGGAAAGAGAGACCUCGCGCUUCGGGACAGAACUGGUGACGUUUGGAAAGUUGCUAAGUGAUGGUAAGAACGUUGAUAUAGAAGGCCUGAGGCUAAUCCCCACUAAUGGAAAGUCAUGUGACACCUGCUCAAAGUCACGUGACACCAGCUGUCAGAUAUAAUCGACAUAUACAGUGAAGUAAAAGAGUAAAAGCCUAUGAACGAGGAAAUGACCCAUCCCUCUCAGAGUGAGCUUCUAGGCAUGCUCAGAAGAAGUGGAGCCCAUCCAUAGUGGGAGAGCUGUGAGAAGCGAGGUUAUAAAUAAAGGUUACAAAUCCACAGAGGAGUGCAGCUCUUCCUGCACAGCUUGUCAUCGCUGGCACACCACAGAGGGCACCUCUGCACAUUUCUCCAAAUAACU
This is a messenger RNA of Ictalurus punctatus (channel catfish), 3602 nucleotides long. RefSeq lists its product as uncharacterized. The transcript has 5 exons. The record is from RefSeq and is a predicted model, not a curated record. NCBI's taxonomy places the organism in Eukaryota, Metazoa, Chordata, Actinopteri, Siluriformes, Ictaluridae. Bases 262 to 1665 code for a protein of 467 amino acids.